Messenger RNA from Macrosteles quadrilineatus (aster leafhopper), 7362 nucleotides. RefSeq names its product fatty acid synthase-like. NCBI's taxonomy places the organism in Eukaryota, Metazoa, Arthropoda, Insecta, Hemiptera, Cicadellidae. The transcript has 36 exons. Gene Ontology annotation, biological process: fatty acid biosynthetic process. The coding region runs from base 84 to 6617 and encodes 2177 amino acids. The record is from RefSeq and is a predicted model, not a curated record. Gene Ontology annotation, molecular function: fatty acid synthase activity; oxidoreductase activity.
UUCCCGGUGUCCAGUGUUUCCUUCAGUUGACAACUCUGUGGAUUCUUUACUCAAGUUCAACUCAAGUCUUAAUAGGGGGAGAAAUGACGCUAAAGCAUGAGGUGGUUAUAUCUGGAAUUGGAGGAAAGUUUCCUGAGUCUGACAAUGUCUUGCAGCUUCAAGAAAAGCUGUUUACAAAAGAGGAUUUAAUCACGAAUGAAAUAAGGUGGACGACAGAUACUGUUGGAGUGGGAAAGAUGCAUGACAUUGACACAUUUGAUGCUUCUGCGUUCAAAAUGCACAGCAAACUCGUUCGAUCCUGCGACCCUACCACCACACAAACAUUGGAAAGGGCUUUCGAAGCUAUUAUUGACGCAGGUAUGAAUCCCUUUGCCAUGAGUGGCCACAACAUCGCUGUUAUUUCUGCCUCAAUGGUGUCCGACUCAGAGAACACAAGGGCUGGAACUAGCUACGAGGCAUCAGGGUUCACAAUCAUGGGGCAUAACAGGUCUAUGGUGGCCAACCGGAUAUCUUACACCUUCAACUUCACAGGUCCGAGCUACAGUAUACAUACAUCGUGGGCCGGAGGAGUGCGCGCACUAGAGCAAGGAGCUGCUCUGAUUGCGCGGGGCCACGCAGAAGCUGCUGUUGUAACUACAGCGUCUCUUAUCUUCUACAAAGCUGCAGCUGUGGAGUAUGAACAGAUGAACAUUCUCACUCCUGGCGGUCGAUGCCGCUCGAUGGAUGCUGAUGCAAACGGCACGUGCCGCAGUGAAGGAGUGGUAUCAUUUUUCCUCCAACGUGCAUCAGAUGCCAAACGCAACUACGCUACCCUCGUAGGCAUGCAGGCAGAGUGCUUGGGUCCAAGGGCUUGCAGUCUUCCCCGUUUUGAUAGUCUUGUUGAAGAAACUAUUCGAAACUUUUACAAAAAGAAUAAAAUCGACCCAAAUGAUAUUGCUUAUUUAGAGCUUGAUGGAUCAGGAAUCAAGAAUUUUGACACCGUAGAGAUGAAUGCUUUAUCUUCAGUGUUUUUUGAGAAAAGAACAGCUCCUUUACUGGUGGGAUCAGUGAAAAGCAAUGUCGGUAAUACUGAAGCGUCUUCAUCUUUUGUUGGCAUCACCAAAAGCAUCAUCGCCAUGGAAACAGGAAUGAUUCCACCCAAUAUUAAUUACUCAAAACCAAACCCUGACGUUCCAGCAUUAGUCAAUGGACAGUUUGUGCCUGUUACUGAAGCGACAGAGUUAAAAGGUGAUCUUGUUUCGCUCAAUGUUCUAUCACUUGGAGGAACCUUGGGCCACGUGGUAAUCAAGCGAAACACAAAACAGAAGGAGAUACUGGCAAAGGGAAAGUUGCCUCCUGAUGGACUUCACAGGCUAAUCACAAUCUCAUGCAGACAUGAGGAGGGUGCUAAGCUUAACGCUGAAAAGAUUCAACAAAUGGCAGUGGAUGUUGAAUAUGCAGCCAUGGUGAAUGAUGUAUUUAAGACAAAUAUACCCGGCUAUUUAUGGAAGUCGUUUGUUGUCGUUCCUACGAAUGAAGUAAAAUACAAUAUAAAGAAGUUUGACAACGUGAAGCAACCGUUGUGGUAUGUUUUCUCUGGAAUGGGCUCACAGUGGGCAGGAAUGGGUCGAGAUUUGUUGCGUAUUCCAAUCUUCGCUGCUGCAGUGGACAAAUGUGAUGCUGUUUUACGACCUAAAGGACUCGAUAUCAAACACAUAAUCACAACAAGUGACAAAAAGACCUUUGACAACAUCCUCAACUGUUUUGUCGCCAUUGCUGCCAUCCAGAUAGGUCUGGUGGAUAUUCUGCGUGCCAUUGGUCUGGAACCUGAUGGCAUGGUUGGCCAUUCUGUGGGAGAGUUGGGCUGUGCAUACGCAGACGGUUGUUUCACUGCAGAGGAAAUGGUUCUGGCUGCAUACGCAAGAGGGAAAGCCAGUCUUGAUUCCGAAGUCAUUCAAGGAAUGAUGGCUGCAAUAGGGCUUGGCUACAAAGAAAUGUGUACUAUGGUUCCCCCCACUGUGGACAUCGCAUGUCACAAUGCGUCUGACAGCUGCACUCUCUCCGGCCCAACAGACGAUGUCAUUAACUAUGUCAAGGAGCUCAAGGAUAAAGGAGUGUUUGCUAAGGCUGUCAGUGCUGGCAACAUCGCCUAUCACUCCCGCUACAUCAAACCUGUGGCUCCAAAACUACUGGAAUAUUUGUCAGAGCUGAUCAAAGAGCCGAAGCCUAGAUCAGCCAAAUGGAUAAGCAGUUCGGUGCCAGAAACCAACUGGUCGUCUCCUGAGGCCCAACUAUCGUCUGCAGAAUACCACACCAACAAUCUGCUAAGCCCGGUACUUUUUGAAGAAGCAAGCACCCACAUCCCUGACAAUGCUAUAGUCAUUGAGAUUGCUCCUCACGGCUUGCUACAGGCUAUCUUACGAAGAUCUCUCAACAAAGGCUGUGUCAACAUCCCACUGACCAAUAGGCAGACUGACAACAGUGUUCGGUUUUUGCUUGAAGCCCUUGGAAAUUUGUACCUCAACAACGCCAGCUUGGACAUAAAUGCCAUCUACCCUCCCAUAGAGUACCCUGUAAGUAGAGGAACUCCCUAUAUCUCUCCUCUCACCACGUGGGACCAUUCUGAACACUGGUUCACCGAGUUUCAAAACAUUCUUCAACUUAUGUCCCAGCGCUCAAAUGAAGUGGAAGUUAAUUUAGACGAGUCUACAGAUGAUUUUUCUCUCUGGAGAGAGCAUUGCAUUGAUGAUCAAAUAGUUUUAUCACCUGCUCAAGUUUUGGUUUACAUCUGGAAACUAUUUUUGGAGGCGACCGCUCUAGAGUUCGAGAAAGAAACCAUCCAAAUAGAGGAUAUGAUAAUGAGUAGUCAAGUGAUUUUCAAACCAAUCUCCCAGAAACUUUUGAUGACGAUAAGGAAAGGCACUAAUAGCUUUGGAAUAUGCUUGCAAGAAAAGGACAAAGAAGGAGAAACUUUCUUGACUGGAAAGGUGAAGCACUUGAAAUCACCCUCUUUGGACCCUCCUUCUGAGAAGAGGGACAAAGAUGAUGAUGAGAAGGAGGAUAUAGAAGUUACAGAUGAGGAGUUUGUUCACGUAUUGACUCAGUUUGGCUACCAGCUGGGACCUCAGUUCCAACUUGUCAGAGAGUUGAUCAUGAAAAACAAAGGAUUCACUGCAAAGGUAGCUUGGAGUGGAAACAUUGUUACUUUCCUUGAUGCUGUCUUCAAGUUGGUGGGUUUUCUGGAGAUGGAAGUGGAACAAAAGUUUUUGUACCCAAGUGCUUUCCGCACCUUGACUAUUGACCCACCAAAGUUCUACGGAUUAGAAAAAGGAACAGAGGUAGAUGUAUACUAUGAUUCAAGAAGCAAGAUUCUGCAAUGCAACGGCUUAAAGUUGGUGGGACUCAUGAUGUCUCCUGAUCCUUCUGUUAAGAAGGAGAUGCCAGAACUAACCUGGAACAAAAAAUGCUUCAUUCCAUUCAAUAGCGAAACCUCCAAGUUGAACGAGUUCCUAACAGUCGGACUUCAAGUUGUUGCUGAGGAAGGUCUCAAUAAAUGGAGGCAGAAAGUACCUCAGCUGUCUAUCAUUGUGUUAAACGAUAAGAGCGGAACCCAAUCACUCAUAAACAGUCCUCUUCAAGAAGUUAUUGCCUCUUUGCCACAAAUUAACACAAAAGUUGAAGAGAUGGACGUUAGACAAGCUAAGGACAAGAUGUCCGGAAUGUUUCGUCCGGGGGAGAGCUGGCUGAUAGUAGGAGGGUUCAGUUCUCUUCAGCAGCUGAUAGGUUCACUGGGACCUAGUGGGUUCCUGCUGGCCUACGUACAGGAUGUCCAAACACCUGUCAACGGUCCCACACUACUCAGACCUGUGCUGGUGCACCAUGUCAAAGAUGGCGGCAAACUUGUCCUGGUCAAAAAGCGCACGGAGGUUGAGCAGUUGAAAAUCGUUGAAAUAGAGGACAACUCUUGGCUCUCAGAAGUGUCAGGUGUUUGUGACUGUUCUGACCAAGGAUUUGCAGUAGCAGUGGUCAGCAGAACCAAGGGACCGGCGGAGGUCCUACCUGUCUUGUCUAAACUGAAAUAUGCCCACAGAGUAAGGUGUUUAUUCUUGGAGAAGAAUUCUCCAAAGUUUUCACCUCAACUCCCUCUUUACAAGAACCAGCUAAGUCUGGGAUUGGCUGUGGGCGUGUUAUCUCAUGGAGAGUGGGGAACUGAAUGUCUUCUUCCCUUCACAACAGAAUCUGCCAAACACCUAAGCAAAGGUGUAAUCAUCAGUUCUGAUACCAACCUAGAUAUAAAUGUGGUAGCUUUGAAUACAACCAAUCUCACCUAUUAUGAAGAAGAAGUCCCUGACAUGAUUCAUGAAGAUGUGAAGUGUGUGGACUAUUGUGGUACCAGGAACAGUGGUGAGAAGGUAAUGGGCAUCGGCCAGUUCGAUUCCCUCACCAACACCGUCACUCCGGAUUCCACUCUUUUGUGGCCUGUGCCUCAGCAUUGGUCCAUGGAUGAUGCUACAACUGUUCCUGUUGCUUUCACACUGGCCUACUAUGCUCUUAUUGAAAAAGUAAAGUUGAAAGCGCAACAGAUAGUCCUGGUCCACAUGGGUUCCAGUCCAGUAGGCCAGGCCUUCAUUGCAGUAGCUCUACAAGUAGGAGCUGACGUGUAUACCACCAUAGACAGCCAUGACCAACUUCAGUCUCUAAUGAGGAGAUUCCCCCAGCUAAAGGUAGAUCAAGUGCUACCCCUUGAGCACUUUGACAUCAAAGUGAAACAAAUGACAAAGGGAGAAGGAGUCAAAGUAGUGGUCAACUGCCUUUUAGAGAGUGAAACAGCAUUGUCAGUCAAUGCUCUCGGAAACGAUUCUUAUUUUAUACAUCUGAGCUCCAUUGAUCUCCGGAACAGAGAAAUUGUUGGGUUGUGGGUUUUCAUCAGGAAUGCCCACAUGUUUGGAAUCUCACUUUCAAACAUUAUCAACGCAGAUCCUGAUACCAAAACAAGACUGAGUACAUUCUUAAAGGAUGGAUUGAAGAAGGGAGUUGUCAAACCCUUAAAAAAAAGGAUUUUUCCACUUUGUAACUACCAUCAAGCAACUAACAAUUUACACCAGAGGUGUUUUGAUGAGAAGACUGUAGUGAUCAUCAAACCUGAAGGUCGAAGUGAGUUGUCGACCAAUUCUUUGCCAGGCUUCCACUGUCAGCCGCAGUCUACAUACAUCAUCAUCGGUUCAUGUGAAGACCUGUGGUUGGACCUAGCCCAGUGGUUGGUAGGUCGAGGUGCUCGCCGUCUUGUGCUCGCUCCCACCUAUGCUCACCUCAACACCAGCAAUGCUCACCGCCUGGAUCGUCUAAUCAACCUCAACUAUGCUCGAGUCAUGCUCACCUCUGCCGCGAGGAUCGGAACUUAUGAUGAUGCAACGAUCGUUCUCAACGAGGCCAUUAAGCUGGGUCCAGUGGGAGGCAUCUUCUUUGUUGGACUGGCAGAGAAUAGUCCUACGAUAGCACAUGUAGACUCUGCAGCCAGACAGCAGAUCCCUGAUCUACCCCAGUUUGUGUGUCUGUUAGGAGGAAGCACUGCAGUCUGCCAGUCAAGAGCAAAACUUGGCUUCUCAUCAAAGCUUGUACAAAGUGAAAAACCCCUCUAUAGACCUCAGACCAUCUUAUCCUGCCUGUCAAAUGUACUCACAGACACCAACUCCAUAUCCUACAACUACCUUGUUUCAGACGCUGUAGAAACUUCGAGUAACGCAGAAGACACAUGGUACAUGGUAGAAGAGGACCCCUAUGUUUUCCUUCCAUCAACUGUUGAAGAUUUGCUAGUCUUAGGACAAGACGUUAGUUGCACCCCUUGCUUCAAGGAGGUAGCCACUCGUUCACCCCCUCAUUGGAACAUCAAAUACAAUGUUCUACCUGUGUUUGUGUUGCCUGGUAUAUCAGCUGCCAGUCUGUACCCCUUCAUCUCUCAUCUGAUGCACCCUGCGUACUGCGCCCCUCUCUGUGACGCCUCUCUUUCUGUCGAGAGUUUGGCCGAAGCAUUGCAAGAAGAAAUACUGAAGGUUCAAAGACAGGGGCCAUUCAACAUUAUAGGAGAGACGUGGAGUGGUGGAUUGGCGCUACAGUUAGCAACAUUGUUGGAAAGCAAUGGCCACACUGUGGACCUAUUUCUGCUAGAGGGCGCCCCUGCAGUAGCUCAACAAUGGGCGCGAACACUUACAGACAAACACUCUGUAGGCAUCUCACUGUUGGCUAGCCUGCUCUCCCUGGAUAAUAAGGUUUUGGAGCAACUAAGUGAGCUGACAACGUGGGAAAGUCAAUUGGAAGCUGCUUUGAAGCAUGUGAGAAUAGAAAAUAGCCAAGAGGAUCCUGACACAUUAAGAGAAAGUCUUUUCAAGUCCCUUACUGCCUUGAGAAAUAAUCUAACAGCUGCUCUUCACUACGAGCCCCAAAAACAACCAUUUAAAGGAAACGUGCAUCUACUGAGACCCAGAGGAGCUUCUGAUGUUGAGUUUUGCGAACUUCAAAAGUGCUGCCAAAAGAAGCCUCUCAUUCAUGUUUUGGAGGAAGAAUGUCAUCAAGAAGCAGUGAGAAGUCAAUCCUAUGCCAAGAUUGUCAACCAAAAUGUUUCGUAUACCUGGGACCUAUAAACAAAUUCUUGUGUACCUUUAACCUUUACACAAAUUAUGGAAACAAUAAGGCUGAUUGCCAAACAGACACUACUUCUUUAUGUUAUUAAAAUUUUGAAGUUGGCUGUAUGUAUGGUGUUUUUAUCAAAACAAAAAUAUACGUAGCUCGGUUCUAUCUAUUAGUCAACUGAGUUUAAAAACUUAUUGGUGGUAACACGAAAAUCUACAAACUAAUUGUUUUGAAUUGUUUUUGUUAUUUUGUCAGUCCCAUUCCAACCACAAGUUUUUUAAUUAUACUUUUUAGAAAAAUACACGUUCCAUCUUCUGUUCCACAGCUUAAAACAUUGACUUUAUAUCUACUCUGUGUAGAUAUAAAGUCAAUGGCUUAAAAUAACAUAUUUUAAAAUAAAGAAGUUAUUUAAAAAUAACACACCAUGUUUAGGUAUUAUAUAUGUUUUACUUUAAAAAUUAUUCAAUUCUCUCAAUUAUAUGUGGUAUGAAGAAGUGUUUAAAACUUAUUUGACUACGUAUGGAAGUAUACUAAACACAUUUUAAAUAUAAUCAAAAAUUAAAACAAAUGUUAUUAUAUAAAGAGUGUUUUAGUUUUGAUAAAUUAUCAUGUCUUAACAAAUUGUAAUCUGUUUACUGUAAUGGAACUUAUGGACAUUUCAAAAGUUGUAUUACUUGUUGAUGUUAAUUUGUUAUUUAGUUUUUAAAUAUAUUUGUAAAUUGAUUAGGGAAGUUUAUAAUUUUUAUACAAAUAAAA